Messenger RNA from Saccharomyces cerevisiae S288C, 1509 nucleotides. RefSeq names its product calnexin (gene CNE1). The transcript has a single exon. Gene Ontology annotation, biological process: protein folding. Lineage: Eukaryota; Fungi; Ascomycota; Saccharomycetes; Saccharomycetales; Saccharomycetaceae. The record is from RefSeq and is marked reviewed. Gene Ontology annotation, cellular component: endoplasmic reticulum; endoplasmic reticulum membrane. Gene Ontology annotation, molecular function: calcium ion binding. Bases 1 to 1509 code for a protein of 502 amino acids.
AUGAAAUUUUCUGCGUAUUUAUGGUGGCUGUUUUUGAAUCUAGCGUUGGUGAAAGGCACUUCAUUGCUAUCCAACGUUACAUUAGCGGAAGAUUCUUUCUGGGAGCAUUUUCAGGCUUACACUAAUACAAAGCAUUUAAACCAAGAGUGGAUCACAAGUGAAGCCGUCAACAAUGAAGGCUCUAAAAUAUAUGGUGCACAAUGGCGACUAUCACAGGGUCGAUUGCAAGGAUCCGCAUGGGAUAAAGGAAUCGCAGUUCGAACAGGCAAUGCCGCAGCUAUGAUAGGACAUCUCUUGGAGACACCUAUUAAUGUUUCAGAAACGGAUACCUUGGUUGUCCAGUACGAAAUUAAGUUGGACAAUUCUUUGACGUGCGGCGGUGCGUUUAUUAAGUUAAUGUCUGGUUUCAUGAAUGUUGAAGCAUUAAAACACUAUGCACCCGAUACAGAGGGUGUCGAGUUAGUUUUUGGUCCGGAUUAUUGUGCUCCUGAAAUAAAUGGCGUGCAAUUUGCCAUCAAUAAGGUUGACAAGAUCACACAUGAAUCUAAACUAAGAUAUUUGCAAGAGAUGCCCCUGUCAAAAUUAACUGAUACCUCGCAAUCUCAUCUGUAUACGCUCAUAAUAGAUGAAUCAGCGCAGUCUUUUCAAAUUCUUAUAGACGGUAAGACGGUUAUGGUAAGAGAACAUAUCGAAGACAAGAAAAAGGUCAAUUUUGAGCCACCCAUUACACCGCCUUUAAUGAUUCCUGAUGUUUCAGUAGCGAAACCGCAUGAUUGGGAUGAUCGCAUCCGAAUCCCAGAUCCUGAGGCGGUGAAGCUCAGUGAUCGGGAUGAACGAGACCCAUUGAUGAUUCCACAUCCAGAUGGCACUGAACCACCAGAAUGGAACAGCUCCAUCCCCGAAUACAUUCUUGACCCAAAUGCUCAAAAGCCCUCGUGGUGGAAGGAACUUGAGCACGGGGAAUGGAUACCGCCCAUGAUUAAAAAUCCUCUUUGCACUGCAGAACGUGGUUGUGGCCAGCAGAUACCAGGGCUGAUAAAUAAUGCCAAGUACAAAGGUCCAGGCGAACUCAAUGAAAUCAUAAAUCCCAAUUACAUGGGGGAAUGGCAUCCACCGGAAAUUGAAAACCCGCUAUACUACGAAGAGCAGCACCCAUUGCGCAUCGAAAACGUUAUCAGUGGUGUGAUCCUCGAGUUUUGGAGUGGAUCUCCAAACAUGUUGAUAAGCAACAUUUAUGUUGGUAAAAAUGUAACAGAGGCGCAAAUUAUUGGGAAUAAGACUUGGCUGAUGAGAGACCGCGCGUUUAGAGGCUCCGAUGGCCCCACAGAACGCAAAUUCAUGAAUAGCAGACUAGGAAAUCUACAAACAACUUUCCAUAACGAAAGAGAAUCCCCUAAUCCAUUUGACCGCAUUAUAGAUCGCAUAUUAGAGCAACCUCUGAAAUUUGUGCUUACUGCGGCCGUCGUGCUCUUGACGACGUCGGUUCUUUGUUGUGUAGUAUUUACAUAG